Annulohypoxylon maeteangense is the source of this 2691-nucleotide messenger RNA. Its product is annotated as interferon-induced GTP-binding protein Mx2. Bases 494 to 2560 code for a protein of 688 amino acids. Gene Ontology annotation, molecular function: microtubule binding; GTPase activity; GTP binding. Gene Ontology annotation, cellular component: cytoplasm; membrane; microtubule. The transcript is spliced from 7 exons. The record is from RefSeq and is a predicted model, not a curated record. Lineage: Eukaryota; Fungi; Ascomycota; Sordariomycetes; Xylariales; Hypoxylaceae.
GUACUUGGUAAGUAGAUCAAUCACCGGCAUGUUGAUCUGUCAUGUGUGGCUUGGAAAACAAACGCCAUCACCGGCAAGAAUUAUCAUCACGGCCGUGCAUAUCCGGGUUCCGGGAGGCUGCUUUCUGUUCCUUGACAACAAUGUUGAAUGUACCUAGAUCUUCAACGGAAAUGAGCCGGUCGUUUACCUGCCUGCCUGGUUAGAUGCUUGGUAACAAACAGCUGUAUGAGAGCUGGUUGUAACGGCAUUGCAGCUCUCAGUUUACCGAAGAAUUAGACGAAAUAUAUAUAGGUAUAUAUCUAUAACAUUCCCUUCGUUCGACGACGUGUUGCUUUCACCUUCAUCACACCCUCCAUCACACACUCUAUCACACCUUCUAUCACAAAUUCUCACAGCUUCUAUUACAGCUUCCAAUAUUUAUCUUACUUCUCAUUGCACUAUUCUGCUUUGGAUUUAUUGUAUCCUUAAUUAUCUCUAUCUAAUCGUCGUUAAUAUGGCGACUGCCGAAGUUGGUUUGGGGAAUCAAGCCGUACUCAGCAAGAUCGACAAGCUGAGAGAGCUGAGUGUUGGUGCGAUAAUCCCUCUUCCCCAGCUUAUUGUUGUGGGAGACCAGUCCUCUGGAAAGAGUUCUGUGCUUGAGAGUCUGACUGGGUUCUCCUUUCCACGUGCUGCUGGAUUGUGUACUCGAUACGCCACCCAGAUAACAUGUAGCCGUGAAGCGCAAAAGAGCGUCAACGUGUCGAUAAUCCCUCGGCCAGACGCGGAUGAGGCACUCAAGGCUCGCCUUCUUGAGUUUCAUCGUCAGAUCACCACCAUGAACAACAAGCGUCUUACCAAGAUAUUUGAAGAUGCAAAUGAGGCAAUGGGUCUCCGGAUGAGUCAGACUGAUGGGGAUGAGGGUGCUGGGGCUUUUAGCCAAGAUAUCUUAAAGAUUGAAAUCAGUGGUCCCGACCAAGCCCACCUCACGGUGAUAGAUGUCCCUGGGAUAUUCAGAGUUCCAACACCUGGACUCACAACCGAAAGCGACGUUACCAUGGUUCGAAACAUGGUCAAGUCUUACAUGGAAAAUAGCAGAACCAUAAUUCUGGCUGUUAUGCCUUGCAAUGUCGAUAUUGCUACCCAGGAGAUCCUAAAGCUCGCCGAGGCUGCUGAUCCAGAUGGUAUGAGAACUAUGGGCGUUCUGACGAAGCCGGAUUUGGCGACCGAGAGAGCCACGCAGGAUUCGGUGAUCGACCUGGUUCUCAGCAAACGGAACAGGCUGAACCUAGGAUACUGUGUUGUUAAGAAUCGUAGUGCAGAUGAUAGCACGUCAUCGAUGAGCGAUCGGCUCGCUGCGGAAAAGGCGUUUUUCAUGGGACCUCCUUGGUCGUCGGUAGCAGACCGUUGUGGCAUUGCAUCUUUACAGAUCCGCCUCAGAGAAUUGCUCAUGGACAUUUCUAAGCGGGAGCUCCCACACGUCAAAGCAGAUAUCGAAAAACGUCUGCAUAUCCGCAGGACUGAAUUGGAAGCUAUGGGUCCAUCCAGAUCUGACCAGAGUUCCCAAAGACUUUUCCUAGGACGAAUUGCUUCAAGAUUUCAAGCAAUCACACAGCAUGCCAUCAACGGAUACUAUACGGCAGACCCGAUAUUUAAGUUGAUGCCAUGUUUGAAGCUCUCGACUCGGGCUAUCGAAUUAAACAUGUCUUUGUCCAAGAAUAUCUUGACAAGGGGCCAUAAACGGCACUGCGGCCCUGAGCGAAGCAAAAAAAGAAUUAUUACGUGGCCCGAAGCUGAUCUUUCCAUCAGUAUACCUCUGACCGAUUAUUCGGAGCUGUUUAAUAUUAUUGUCACGGAUGAAUAUAAAUGCCCCGAGCCCUCAAAUGGUCCAAUCUUAGACCAUGUGAUGAUGGUUUACGAGUCUAGCCGUGGCCCGGAGGUUGGAACUUUUGGAGGGUCGAUACUUGCAACGGUGUUUGAAGAGCAGUCGGAAAAGUGGGAGCCAUUAGUCCUCGCGCACACCAGCAAGGCUAUUGUGUUGGUUCACGAUUACAUCUACCAGCUUUUCACGCACCUUUGCCCAGAUACCAAAGUGAGGAACGAGUUGUGGAACGGAUUUCUUCUUGAUAAACUGCAAGAUAGGUAUCGCCAGGCUAUGAAGCAUGCCCGAUUCCUCCUCUCCAUCGAGCGUCGUGGCAGACCGAGCACAUUUAAUGAUAGAUUCAACGAUAUUCUACAGGAUAAACGCAGCUCUCGCAUGACCAAGUAUUUGGAAAACCGGGAGGAACACCUCAUCGGCAAUUCGAGGCAAGUGUGUGAGGAUAUUGUAGAUACUCUCACGAGUUAUUACAAUAUAUCCCGUGAGAGGUUUGUUGACUCUAUCUGUCAACAAGUCGUGAACCAUUUCUUGCUCGAAGGGGAUGACAGCCCUCUGAAAGUCCUCAGCCCGGAAUUUGCGAUGGCUCUCGAUGCCGAUGAACUCGAGAUGAUUGCCGGCGAGGAUUCGGCAUCGAAGCGGCAACGCCAAGCCCUGGCCUGGGAGAUAGAGAGCUUGGAGGAAGCUACGAAAGUUCUGAAAGGAUAAUCGCUAUGGAGUCAUGAUAUCGUGAAUUCUUGAUGGGGCUAUGGCUGUAUCGUGUCUGUUUAAAUUCCAUAGUCUCGUGUGUAUUAUUACUUGAUAGAAUGUGAAGGAGAAGGAAGUUCAAUCGAAUGAGA